AUGUAUCGGAUCACGAAUAUCUAUGUUCUGGCCGCCUUUGGUACCAUUGGCGGUGCCCUCUUCGGCUUCGACAUAAGUUCGAUGAGCGCCUGGAUUGGCGUCGACGCUUACAAGGAUUACUUCAACAGCCCCGAUUCAGACUUGAGGAGUAUGUCUCCAAUCUGCGGAUAUUUCGUAUUCCCCGAUCUAAUGUGCUUCCAGAUCACCGCUUCUAUGUCCGCAGGUUCAUUCGCCGGAUCCAUCGCGGCGGGAUGGAUCUCAGAUAUUCUCGGCCGCAGGUACUCGCUCAUGAUCGCUUCUCUCAUCUGGAUCGUCGGGGCCAUGGUCCAGUGCAGCGCCCAAAACGUAACCCACCUGAUCGCCGGCCGUGUCGUGAGCGGCCUAGCGGUCGGUAUCACCUCCUCACAGACCUGUGUCUACCUGUCCGAGUUAGCGCGCGCGAACAUCCGCGGCCGAGUCGUCGGGAUCCAGCAAUGGUCUAUUGAAUGGGGGAUUCUCAUCAUGUACCUGAUCUCGUACGGGUGCUCGGUCGGCAUCUCGGGGCCAUCUGCGUUCCGGGUGGCGUGGGGUAUCCAGGCGGUGCCGGGCUUGAUUAUGUUCAUUGCGUUAUUCUUCUUCCCCGAGUCACCGCGUUGGCUGGCGGGGAAGGAACGCUGGGAAGAAGCGCUCGAUGUGCUGGCGUCGCUGCACGGCAAUGGAGACCGCAAUGAUCCGACGGUGCAGUUGGAAUUUGAGGAAGUGCAGGAGGCGGCUCGGGUGGCUCACCAGGCGAAGGAUGUUUCUUUCUUGGCUCUUUUCGGACCGAAGAUCUGGCAGCGGACGGUGUGCGGUGUGUCAGUGCAGAUCUGGCAGCAGUUGCUCGGAGGGAACGUGGCCAUGUACUACGUGGUAUACAUCUUCGAGAUGGCUGGCAUGACGGGAAACACUACCCUGUGGUCUUCCGCAAUCCAAUACGUUAUCUUCGUCGUGACUACCGGUAUCAUGCUCCCGGUCAUCGACCGUGUCGGCCGGCGAACGCUCCUCCUCAUCGGCUCUGUCACCUGCAUGACCAUACAUGCCAUUAUUGCGGGAGUGAUGGCCACAAGGGGGCAUGCGGUUGCCUCAGUCAAUGGGAACGCCAACCUGACGUGGGAAAUCAAAGGCAGCUCCGGCAUGGCGGUUAUAGCCUUUAGUUAUAUUUUUACGGGAAUCUACGGCUUCACCUGGGCACCGACUGCUUGGAUCUACGCCUCCGAGGUCUUCCCACUGAAGUACCGUGCCAAGGGCGUUGGCUUGGCAGCAUCAGGCAACUGGAUUUUCAACUUUGCCCUGGCAUAUUUUGUCUCGCCCGCUUUCCACAAUAUCCAGUGGAAGACCUAUGUUAUCUUUGCAGUUUUCUGUUUUGCCAUGACAUUUCACGUCUUCUUCAUGUACCCCGAGACUGCGGGACGGACAUUGGAGGAGAUCGACAUGGUGUUCGACUCAAAUGUCAAGCCGUGGCGAACCAACACCAUUCAAGAUCGCUUUGAGGAGGAACUUGAGAAGCGCGGGGCUAAGGAGGCUGCCACCGAUCACAAGGAGGUUGUUUGA
This is a messenger RNA of Penicillium chermesinum, 1569 nucleotides long. Its product is annotated as sugar porter family MFS transporter. Bases 1 to 1569 code for a protein of 522 amino acids. Gene Ontology annotation, molecular function: carbohydrate:proton symporter activity. Gene Ontology annotation, biological process: carbohydrate transport; transmembrane transport. The record is from RefSeq and is a predicted model, not a curated record. Gene Ontology annotation, cellular component: membrane. NCBI's taxonomy places the organism in Eukaryota, Fungi, Ascomycota, Eurotiomycetes, Eurotiales, Aspergillaceae. The transcript is spliced from 8 exons.